AUGAUGGUGCCGGGCGAGCAGGCGGAGGACGCCAUCGUGCAGGCGGACGUCGCCAACGGCAAGGACGGGGAGGAGGUGCGCGCCAUGGGCGUCGGGGGCGACGCCGACGCUGAGCAGCAGCAGCACGACGGCAAGUUCACCAUGAAGAACCUGCUCUGGCACGGCGGCUCCGUCUGGGACGCCUGGUUCAGCUGCGCCUCCAACCAGGUGGCGCAGGUGCUGCUGACGCUGCCGUACUCGUUCUCGCAGCUGGGCAUGGUCUCCGGCGUGCUGCUGCAGAUCUUCUACGGCCUCAUGGGCAGCUGGACCGCCUACCUCAUCAGCGUCCUCUACGUCGAGUACCGCGCCCGCAAGGAGAAGGAAGGCGUCAGCUUCAAGAACCACGUCAUCCAGUGGUUCGAAGUUCUGGACGGGCUCCUGGGCCCGUACUGGAAGGCCGCCGGGCUCGCGUUCAACUGCACGUUCCUGCUCUUCGGCACGGUCAUCCAGCUGAUCGCCUGCGCAAGCAACAUCUACUACAUCAACGACCGGCUGGACAAGCGGACGUGGACGUACAUCUUCGGCGCGUGCUGCGCCACCACCGUCUUCAUCCCCUCCUUCCACAACUACCGCGUCUGGUCCUUCCUCGGCCUCGGCAUGACCACCUACACCGCCUGGUACCUCACCAUCGCCGCGGCCGUCCACGGCCAGGUCGACGGCGUCACCCACUCGGGCCCCAACAAGCUCGUGCCCUACUUCACCGGCGCCACCAACAUCCUCUACACUUUCGGUGGCCACGCCAUCACUGUGGAGAUCAUGCACGCGAUGUGGAAGCCUCGCAAGUUCAAGUACAUCUACCUGCUGGCGACGCUGUACGUGUUCACGCUGACGCUGCCAUCGGCGGCGGCCAUGUACUGGGCGUUCGGCGACCAGCUGCUGACGCACUCCAACGCCUUCUCGCUGCUGCCGCGGACGCCGUGGCGCGACGCGGCGGUGGUCCUGAUGCUGAUCCACCAGUUCAUCACGUUCGGGUUCGCGUGCACCCCGCUCUACUUCGUGUGGGAGAAGGCGGUGGGCAUGCACGAGACGUCGAGCGUCUUCCUCCGCGCGCUGGUCCGCCUCCCCAUCGUCGUCCCCGUCUGGUUCCUCGCCAUCAUCUUCCCCUUCUUCGGGCCCAUCAACUCCGCCGUCGGCGCGCUCCUCGUCAGCUUUACCGUCUACAUCAUCCCCGCCCUCGCCCACAUGCUCACGUACCGCUCGGCGUCCGCCAGAUUGAAUGCAGCGGAGAAGCCGCCGUCCUUCCUGCCGAGCUGGUCGGGGAUGUUCGUGCUGAACACGUUCGUGGUGGCGUGGGUGCUGGUGGUCGGCUUCGGCCUCGGCGGCUGGGCCAGCGUGACCAACUUCAUCAAGCAGAUCGACACGUUCGGGCUCUUCGCCAAGUGCUACCAGUGCCCGACGAAGCCACACGCGGCCGGGUCGCCGUUGCCAGCGCCGGCGCCGCCGCAUCACUGA
Messenger RNA from Miscanthus lutarioriparius, 1491 nucleotides. NCBI's taxonomy places the organism in Eukaryota, Viridiplantae, Streptophyta, Magnoliopsida, Poales, Poaceae. The record is from the annotation of a GenBank genome assembly.